AGCCCCCACGACUUCCCUUCCCAGCCCCUGUACGGUCCCGACCUCCCGAACCCCAACCCCGCGCUGGUGGGGGGGUGGGGGGGAGGAGAAGAAUUCUAGGUUCGAAGCCCCCCGACGCUCCCUCCUUUCUCCUCUGACUUUUCUGCUCCCUGUUGUAACAGGGGAGGGUGAGUGGGUGUGUAGGGAGUAGAGGAAGGCUUGGUUGGGACGCCCUUGGCGUGGGGAUGGAUUGAGAUUCGCCUGCUCCCUGGGGCUCAUCGCCCCAAAUGCAAGAACUUUUUGUUCUCUGACCCAGUUGGGAGCGUUCUAGACUGCCUGUGAAAUGGAGGACAGGAGAAACAUUUUCUUCCCAGGCCUUCUUCCCCAACUCUCCCCCCUUCCCCCCAUGACUACCUUCUGGCAACCACAACACACGUAAAGAAAACUGGCAUUACUUCUGGGGAGCAGAAGUCUUUGGGAAUGAAGAGUUGAGGAGAAACUGCCCCUCUGUUCCUCUCCGCCUAGCCUUACUUAGAACACCAACCAGGAAAGUGAGAUUCGAGUCCUCAAAUCAUUGGUGUUGCAUCCUAGUAUGAGACUUCUAAAAAGAAGACUCAAGCUGAGACCUGCUUGGUAAUGUGGGCCCAGAUCAGGACAUCUUUUAGCCUGUGAACCCUCGCACCAUAUAUCUUUUGGUGCAGUGCCCAGACGUUUUCCUUUUUGUAAGUUGUUCCCAAUGGUCUAAACUACACGAGUGAUUCCCUAAACUGGCUGCACCCUGAGAACUUUUAAAAACUACUGAUGAGCCCCAGUCCAGACUAAUUAUUCAGAAUGGGGAGGGGGGUAGACUGGUUUUUAAGUUUCCCAGGUAAUUCUAAUGUGCAUUCUGAGAUAAGAGCCACUAUUUGACUAUUUCACCCAUAAGAUAUCAUCUGUGAUUUCCAGUUUCGGUUACUUUAAAGUGGAUUGAGCACUUAGGCACUUUUGAAGCACUCAGAGGUUUUUAAGACCCCUCCCAAUCUUUUGCAGUUGUCUUGCCCACUCCCAAUUCAGCAGCUUUAAAAUGUGCUCUGCUUUGUAUCAUGUCUUUCCAAAGCAUUUGGCUUAAUUUUUAUAGGAAUAAUUUUUAAUGCAGUAAUUUUUUCUUAAGUAUAUGCGUUGUUUAAUUACAUUAUAUGAAUACAGAAAAAAACAACUGGCACAAAAAGGUCUGGAAUCACCCACAAGUAGCCAUGCACACAGGGCAGCUGGAGGAAGCAGAAGGUGCACUAGAGAGUAGCGUACUAGCCUCUAGAAUUCAGCUCACUGUAGGUAUCAAGUAUGUAAUACAGUGGGCCAGUGAAACCAGGCUCCUAGCCCAGUUGAGCACCCUUCCCUUCCACUUCCUCCAACUAAUACCAUCAAUACCCCAGUCCCUUCUAGACCUAUUCGUCCACUCUUUUUAUUCUUUUCACAUCAACAUGUCUGUUCAUCUUUAAAUGAUUACCACCAUUGCCUUGAUUAAGUUGGGAAAACAUAAAGCAGAGGUUCUUAACCUGGGCUUUUGGGCAAUGAACCCCCCUGAGGAUUAUAUACAUAAUGUCUAUCUCUGAGGGACAAAAAUCAGAAAGCACCAUGCCUCCUAAUAAAGAGGCCAGCAGUCUUAAUAGCUCCCUAGGUGGUCUCAUUUGCCUCCCUCCAAUCUCUGAGGAGCUGCAGCUUGUGUGGACCCAAGCAGCACAGACCAGUGAGCUGGACAGCAAUGAACACUUGCUACAAACCUUCAGCUACUUUCCCUACCCCAGCCUAGCAGACAUUGCUCUUCUCUGCCUACGCUAUGGACUGCAGAUGGAGAAAGUCAAGACUUGGUUCAUGGUCCAGCGCCUCCGCUGUGGCAUUAGCUGGUCAUCUGAGGAAAUAGAAGAGACUCGAGCCCGAGUGGUCUACCAUCGGGACCAACUCCAUUUCAAAUCCCUUCUCUCUUUUACUCAUCAUUCAGGGAGGCCUCUGGAAGAGGUCCCUCCUUCUCCAGUGCCACCUCCAGAACAGGUUGGUCUUGGAGUAGGUACCCUGACUCCUAGUGAGCCCACCCAGAUGAAAGGAUUGAAGGUAGAGUCUGAAGAAUCCUCUCAGAUAACACCACUGCCACUGAGUCACCAGAAAGCAAAGGAGCCCCGUUUGGCACUGGGCAGUGGGAUACUCUCCCACCAAUCAGGAUUUUGGCAGGAUCUUCAUAGUGGUGGCCUUUCUAAGAAGCAGGCAGGCAGCGGUCCUGACCAGUCACAGGGCCUUGGUUCUGCUUCCUGGAACCACUCCACAGCUGUCCACCAGCCACGUGCUCGGGAUAAGCCCCCACCAAUAUCAUUACUUGCCAGUCGUUGUAAGCAGGGGUCAGCAUCUAGUGUGACUCCUUCCUCUUCUACCUCUUCUUCUUUCCAGGUACUGGCUAAUGGAGCUACUGCUGCCUCUAAACCCCUCCAGACACUGGGCUGUACCCCACAGCCACUGUCGCCCAAUGAGCAGGCAUUACCCCCACAUUUGGAGCCAGCUUGGCCCCAGGGCCUACGGCAUAACUCAGUAUCAGGUAGAGUUGGCCCUGCGGAGUACCUUUCCCCAGAUAUGCAACGCCAGCGAAAGACCAAGCGCAAAACCAAAGAGCAGCUGGCUAUCCUCAAAUCUUUUUUUUUACAGUGCCAAUGGGCACGGCGGGAGGAUUACCAUAAAUUAGAACAGAUUACUGGUUUACCUCGGCCUGAGAUCAUUCAGUGGUUUGGUGACACACGCUAUGCCUUGAAGCAUGGCCAACUAAAGUGGUUUCGGGACAAUGUAGUACCUGGUGCCCCUAGUUUUCAGGACCUGGCAACUCCCACACCACCACCGUCAGCUCGUUCUUUGAAUGAAUGGGCUGAGACUCCACCUCUGCCCAAUCCCCCACCCCCACCGGAUAUACGACCCUUGGAAAGGUACUGGGCAGCACAUCAAGAGCUAAGGGAAAGUGACAUCCCUCAAUUGAGUCAAGCAUCACGGCUUAGCACCCAGCAGGUACUGGAUUGGUUUGACUCUCGAUUACCUGAGCCAGCUGAGGUGGUAGUUUGUCUAGAUGAAGAAGAAGAAGAGGAGGAUGAAGAACUGCCAGAAGAUGAUGGGGAUGAAGAAGAGGAAGAGGAGGAGGAAGACGAUGAUGAUGAUGUGAUUAUACAGGACUGAUGGGGGGCUAGGGAGGGGAGUCUGUUACUAAAAGAUGAACCAACUUAGUAACUUUUAAACAAGGAAACCACUUUUUUUAAAUUACCAUGUGGCAAAGAACUGAAAACUUUGUGUUCUUGGGAGUGGAGGAGAGGGGGAUGUAGCAAAGGUGGAGCAGGAAGGACCACAGGGCAUAAAAUGAGGUGGGAAUUGGAUGGGCAGAGACCCAGCUCCCUAUCUCUGAAGAGUGCGCUAAGGAUCUGUUCCAAACUAUGGGGCAGGGAACACGUCUUGCUCUCCUUGUAGCUUCUGGUCUUUACCCUUAAUGUACUACAGAGAGACAAGACCUUAACCCCACAUCUAUAGGAAGAUUGAAAAGGAGGAAAGAAUUUUUAUUCAAUUGAUGAUUCUAGCGCAUCCCCCCUGAGUCCCACCAUUUUCCCUGAAUAUAAAGCUGCCUUGCACCCCUUUUCUUCUCUCUGAGCACAAGUCCACGCAUAAUGCAGCCAAGAAUCUCAGUAUGUCCUACUCUUCUCACAAAUAUUUCCUCUUUCUCAUACCAACUUGACUUUAUGUGGUUCAUUAUUGAGUCACAGAACAGAGUGUUUUCACUUCUGAUGCUGGGAUACUGGGACCACUUUGCCUUGCACCUUUUUUUCCUCUCUAAAAUCCCCAUUCUGCUCACUCUUUGUCUCAGGGUAAAUCUUCCCCGUGGAGCUUGUGAAAAAGGUUAAUAAUUGGGUGGAGAAUAAUUUAGACUGGGUAUUUAAUGGAGGUGGGAAUUAGGGGAGAUGUCUUUACAUGAAGUAGAAUUAGGUUAGAGAGGGAUGGAGGAGAGGGAAUGGUUUCUACUGGUCAGGACGGUGGAGGUGGGUUCCAGGUUUGGUUUUACAAACCUGACACAAUCUGCCCAGCUUGACAGAGACUGAGUUUUUAUCUUUUUGAUGUUGGUUUAAUUUGUGUCCAGAAAAGAGACUUUUUCCUUUCUUUAUAUUGUCUGUCUUGGGGACAGAAGGGUCUUUAACUGAAAUAAUUAUUGAUGUUUUAGAAUGAUUUUCCUCAGCUGAGGUCAGACAUAUAGCAAAUAACAUAUCAAUGGGUUAUUAACCAUCUAAAAAUAAAAAAGUGGAAGCCUCAAAUUGCUAGAAUAAUAAAAAGGCCAAAAAUAAAACUGUUUUUCCUCCACUUUGCCACUUCUAUGGUUUAGAGGUUAAGGGAGCAAAUUCAUUAACAUUUCCAAAUUAGUAUAGUUCUUGCUUUUUGUUUUUUAUGAAGGCUCAGGACAUGUUGAGGUAAAUUAAAAGAUGAAGAAAAACACUUUAAAAAUGCAGGUCAGCAUCUAUCAUCAGGCAGAUUAUUUUCUAGCCAUCAGAUGAUGAUGACUAAAAUUUCUGAGGCUUCAACAGUGACAUUUAGAGAUACACCAGUCUUGGAAGUGAUUCCAUCUGCUAUGGCACAGGCUCUUGCCCCAAAGGGAACAUGUCUAGGAAUAGUUUUAAAAAUAAAGCUCAGAGUUCCAGAAGGGAUAGUGAGAUCCUAGUUCAACUACAAGUUUAUUGCCAAGACCUACUUUAUUUAUGGCAGAUGCCUGCUAUCUUUAUGUUUUUCCAAUAUUUUCACCUAAGGCCUGCCUGCCAGUGGCCCACCUAUUUAAUUCCUCAUUUCUAUCCCUUAGUACCCAAAGUAGAAGACAGGUUUGAAUUAUCUCAGUGUUCUUUGCCUAUUCCACCAUUCUAGAGCUUCUAAUAACAAUAGAGUUGUAGUAGCAAUCAAGGGCAUGUUAUCUACAUUCUUUAGUAAGCUGGAAAUACUCUGUCCCCAGCUGUUAUCAUUUUGACAGAAAGGAAAAUCAACAUAUUUAAUAGUAACUAGGAAACAAUAGGCAAAUAGAAAAAGUGUAAUAAAAUAGGACAAAGAACAGAAAUGUUGCCUAUUAACAUUUGCAAUGGCAAAGUAUAUCCAAAGCUAAAAAACAAAACACAGAAUUGAAACCUGGUUGAUAAGUUUAUUAUCCCUCCCCCUGCAAUGAUGCUAAGAAUUGUUUUAACAACCUUUGUUUCAAGUUGUAGAAAUGUAGGGAGCUACCUCUCUCUUGUGAUAGAAACAUAAGCACUUCCCAAAGACUAGCCUUAUGUAAGGACUGACCACUUUUCCUGAGAGAUGAUAGAGCGUGUAAGGGGUAAAAAUCAAGAGAGACUAAGGUACAGAAUGACACCAGGAAACAAGGCAGGGGUACAUUUUCAAAAGCCUUCACCCCUAAUGGAUACUGGAUGCUACAGUCCGUCCUUCAGCAGUGUGUAUAGAUCAGACAUUGAAGAUGGUCUAUCUGGGGGUGGUCCAUGCUUCUCUCCCCCUGGGUAAUCCCAUUUGCCUCUGUUGUUGGUAGACAGUCUGCAGCAGAGGACAGGAAGAAAUAUACGGGUGUUAUCACAACAAAAAGGGCAAGUAAGGCCCUCUCAAGCUAUAUAUAAAGAUGAUCAGGACAGUAAAUCACCCUUGCUGCUUCCCUAGUUUUUCUCCAUUGCAUGAUAAUUAACUCUCCCAAACUAAGAUCUGAUACAUCCAAUCUUAUAAAGGCUUUGUUGCUACUUAUGAAACUCCAGAGCGUAUCAAUGGUUUAUGGUGACAAAGCAGACUAUUUGAAAAUCAAACUAUUUUAGAAAAUCUGGAAUAUAUGACUGCCAUACCCAGAGAUGAUUACCAGGAAGGCAAAAUUCUUAUACCUCUGAGGAAGGGGUACUUUCUUCAAUAACUUUAAAAUUUUAAAACUUUCUUAUGCAAAUUUUUUUUAAAAAUACAAAAGUAGGAUAGUAUAAUGAACUCACAUAUACCCAUCACCCAACUUCCACAAAUAACUCAUGGCCAAUCUUUCAUUUCUACCUUUCCCACUGUCCCCCCCUCCACUGGAUUAUACUAGGACAAAACCCAAACACAUCAUUUUAUUUCCCAUCCAUAAAUAUUUUCAUGUAUAUCUUCAGAAAAUAAGGACUAUUUUAGAAAACCACAAUAUCAUCACAUCUAAAAAAUGUUAGUAUCAAAUGUCCUGUCAGUAUUCAAUUUUCCUCAACUAUGUCAUGAAUGUUUUUUUGCAGUUUGUUUCAAUCAGGAUCCAAUUAGGGACCACCUAUUUGCAGAUGGUUUAAAAGUUUAAGUCUUUUUAAUCUGUAGAUUAAUCCCUCCAUAUGUGGGGAUCUUAGGGAGAGGUGUUAUUUCCCCAGUGUUACCUCUUAGAGCUUAGGCCCUAAUUUCUUGCUGAUGAAAAUAAAGGCUAUUUUGGAAUAUGGGAGCAAAAAAGUAUUUUAGUAUGAAGAAGCUGUCCCUGAGAUCACUAGGAGCUUGGAAAGGAAGAAGGGCCUAAAUAUCCUCAAAGUUCAAGGUAUGAAGUUCAUUUAAAAGGUGAGACUGGAAUUUUCAUUUAAUAGAGCUCUUUACAAACCUCUCUUUGCAUUCUCAUGCCUUUUCCUCUUGUUGGCUAGAUCAGAAUCAGUCCCAUACAGUUAUCAAACAUUCUAGCUCUCUUGGGAAAAGUGAAAGUAGUUUUCCUUAGUUCAAGCCCAAAAGAUACAAUCCACUGAAAUACUUUGUUGUGGAACUACAAAUACAGUUGUGUCCACAUAUUUUUAUUUCACCCUGGUGAAGACCUCUAAGCUUAAAGACUCUCAUCACUAUGUGACCUAAUUUUUAAACUCCAAAUCAGGAAGCUAAUCUGGAAGUAGGAUAGAACCUUUGAAAUUGAGACCAUUCUGGAAAAUUUUGAACAUAGGGUUACUACACUUGCAACCCAAGUCAUUCUCCCCUAGUUACAUUCUACCAGCCUAACAUGGGGGCAGACAGGUCAUUUAGUGUGCAGGCCUAACUGUGUGAGUUUACAUGCAUAGACAAGUUAGAAUUGUCAGAGCUCACCUGCAGGACCGAUAGCUGGGAAUCAGGAACACUCUCUAGUGGGGUUCUGAUCUCCCUCUGACCUAAAUGAUAGAAUGGGAUGUGAAAUAUAACUUGGACAGUUCCUCAGCAGUGUUACUUAUGCAUCAGGGUAACUAGGUAGUUCUUAAUCUGAGGACCACCAAGAAGGGAAAAGACUAUUAGCUAAGUAUUUAAGAAGUAGGUUAUAAAAUCCAUUCUUUUCCUUUGAGGAUGGUGUGUUGACAGAUCUGAGAUUUGAGUUUAACAGUAGAAAGAUGCAGAGGCAAUAUCAAGAUUUUGGUGAGCUAGGAAAGAUGACAGCCCCCUUAUCAAGAGGACUGGUAGCACAGUUAUCUUUACUGAAAAAGAUGGGGAGAAGAAAGGAUAUUGGUUUUUAAAUUCUCAUUCAGAACUGAGCUCUAAGCAAUGUUCAACAUAGGGACCACAAAAAAACAAACAAAAGCCAGCUUAAUCCUAGAGGCCAACCUUCUGGCUAAACAGUAGGACUGGAUAGAUGAUAGGAUGAGUGCUAUUCAAGCAAAAUCUAGAGCCUUCCUUAGAGGUUUAUUGUUUAGCCAGUGAUAAGGAAAUGAGAUGACUCUUAAAGAAUAUUAAGGAGUCAAACUGGAGACAAUGUUCUUUAGGGGUAAAUCCCAACUUCUUUUCACCUUGAGAAUCAUUUUAGUAUAUGUGUCAACAGUUGAAGCUACCCUCCUUUGGGAAUGUUAUUUAAUUUACCUGAAUUGUUAGGGGUGAGAAGUCUUGUGUGGCCUGAAUCCCCACCAUUUAGGGACGGUAUGAAAGAAAAAAUCCCCUGUCCAGAGGAGGCAGAUGAAGGUCUAAGAAGGAGAAACAAGAGCAUCAGCAGGAGAAAAAUAAAGGUAAAGGUGAAAAGACAUAUUUAAAGAAAGGUCUGCACUUUUAGGCCAGAGGGGAAAAAAAAUCACCUGCUAGUAACUGAGAAUAAAGUCAAAUAAUUCAGAUGCAGAUUAGACACAGUGCUAUUCAACUUUCUCUUUAGUUUGCAGGCAGAUCAUAAACGUCAGUGAUACAGGCCAGUGCAGAAGUAAUCCCAGGGCUGCUGGUAGUGUCAAUGUGAACAGAACCCAAGUGAAAGGAAUCAUAGUGUUACUUACCUAUAAGACAGGCUGUGAGUGGAAGCUGGUGAAGGAGUUUCUAGAAAGCAUAAAAAUGAGCCUGUGAGAUAAUCCAUGGGUUGGAGAAGAGAUUCAAAUAGACUGGGCACCAGGGCAGAGGAACAAAGGAUCAAAGAUUUUAGUAUGUAAAAUCUUUAUACUAAGAUUUGGGGUAUAUCACAAGUGAAAAGCUAACAAAUCACCAAGUAAUGUCUCAUAAGGGUGCUUUCCUCUCCCUUUCAUGAGUUUGUAGACCAGGGCCAUCACUGCCUUGAUAUGCUGUAACAUGUCUGUGUCUUGAUUUCUCCUCUGAGGUGGUAAUUACCAGGAAAAAUGGCUAAAUACAAAGGGCCAUUAAAUUUCCUAGGAGUAAUAUCAGCAAAAAUUGGACCUCCAAAAAUUCUCUCCCCCAUAAAAGCAAUAAGAAAACUGGCCAAAAAUUGCCAGAUUCAACUUUUUAAGAACUCUGAAAAAUAACCAAAGUUUUGCAGCAAUCUGGAGAAUGUUUAUUCAAGAAAUAGUUGAAUAUUGGUACAAACAGCGAGCUUUGUGGCAUUUUACCAUGUUCUAAUCCCAUUUCUCCCACUUCAACUCUAUGGUAGCUUUGAAAACCAAAAGUCCACAGUCAUAGUGAAAAUCAACAGUGUGGCAGCCACUAGAGGGGGAAGAAUAGGAGUUGGAGCUCCUCCAAAGUCUCAUUCCCAGAAAAUUGUCAUUUUUGACCUGUCUAGUGGUUUCCUGGAAAACUCCACUUGCAAGGUUGUCUUUAUUUGAUCUGACCUGGAGCUCAGGGCUCACCAAGUACGAAAAGCCUUUUCCCUGGGGCUGCUUGUUGAAAAAAAUUUAAAGCAAUUGUUUAGGCUACCUGAGGAGGUAGAUAUCAGUUGGGGCAAACAAUAUGGUAACCAAAAAAGCAUAAAAAGAAAAGCUGGGGAAUGAGAUGUGAUUAUAUAAACAAGCCAAACAUGGUCCCUGUUUACUUCUUUACAACAGGCUAGGACCAUGAGCCCAAAAGCCAGCUGAUGCCAAACUCAAAUUCUUACACAUCCAAUUGUUUUAGAUAUAGCCCAAAUAAGCAUGUUUUAACCAUUUAGAGCCCACCUGCUUUGCAUACUCCACAAAAUUGCACCCAACAUAUCCUAGUCAUAGAUGAAACAAACACUGGGACUAUAACAACCCCAAGCUGUUCUGCCCUUCGGAGCUCUUGACAGACUCCUCAUUGUGCUGCUGAGUGGCAUCACUUUGAUGCAUAAGCUUCCUCUGCAAUCUCCUUUGCCUUCAAGAGUUCCCUUUCCCUGCGUCCCCUUCUUAGUGGUCCCUUGCACCACAGGCCACAGCCUCUGGAAGGUAAUUUACUAAGAGAAACUCUCCUAUGCAAGCCAGUCCAAGCACAACCCAAAUAAAGUUUGUUGUGUACUACUGCCACUUUCUGGUUAAAUCUUUUUCUUGAUCAGCCCUGAAAUCCUGAAACUGAUAACAGUUGUCCAUAAGGGCUUUGAAAAGCUCUGACAUGUUCCUGGAAAUCUAGAGGACCAUGUGUAUAUCCAGGGCUAUGCUCAGGAAAGACCUGAGAAGGCCCUAGGCUCUAACCUAGGGCUGACACUGAGGCUCCAUAGAAGCAGGCAGUGAAGGCUAAGACAGAGUUGUCAGCUGCCUGGCUAAGUGUUGAAGUGCACCCCAACAUUCACAGA
Messenger RNA from Choloepus didactylus (southern two-toed sloth), 9874 nucleotides. RefSeq names its product homeobox and leucine zipper encoding (gene HOMEZ). Lineage: Eukaryota; Metazoa; Chordata; Mammalia; Pilosa; Megalonychidae. The transcript has 2 exons. The record is from RefSeq and is a predicted model, not a curated record. Gene Ontology annotation, molecular function: DNA-binding transcription factor activity, RNA polymerase II-specific; DNA binding. Gene Ontology annotation, biological process: regulation of transcription by RNA polymerase II. Gene Ontology annotation, cellular component: nucleus. The coding region runs from base 1558 to 3165 and encodes 535 amino acids.